CUCGUUCAACUGAAAGGUGCAGUAUGAAUUUAAUGGGCUACUACCAACUGUUUUCUGUUAUUUGGUUUGCGAGAUUUGUAAGAUGUGAUGAUUAUUUAGAUGGCAACCCUCAGAAGUUGCCGACAGCACUGAAAACAGAAAGCAAAGUAUUCGAUCCUGUUCAGAGUAACAAUUUAGAAGAAAAUGAAGCCUUACGUCGGAUACAAGAUUACUUGUUGUGGAUGCAGGAACACAUCGAGCUGAGCGAGGCGACGAUUAUCGCUUUACUGAACCAGGAGAAAGCCGAACGGAUCGCGAAAUUCCGGAGUAUCUUCUCUGCAGAUGGAAUACUAAUAUUGACACCCAAAGGUUUUUAUGUGUCGCUGUCACAUAUACUAAUUUUUCACUUGGCAAUACUGAUUAUACUCGCACUGAUAGUAGUGUUUUCGUCGAAAUCUUCAUCCAAUAAGCAACCACCGGCUCAGAAACAAGCCAGUUUGGAAGUGGACAAAACCGUUGUUUGAAAAUAUUAAAUACAGAUAUGAUUAAUUUUUCUAAA
Messenger RNA from Topomyia yanbarensis, 538 nucleotides. RefSeq lists its product as uncharacterized. The record is from RefSeq and is a predicted model, not a curated record. The transcript has 3 exons. NCBI's taxonomy places the organism in Eukaryota, Metazoa, Arthropoda, Insecta, Diptera, Culicidae. Bases 24 to 503 code for a protein of 159 amino acids.